AUGUGGACAAAUGAAGGCAAAAAUGAAGAAAGAAAAAAACUGACUUAUGUGUCAAUUGUUUUAGCACUUUAUGAAAUAUCUUUUUCUAAUAGUUUUGCAGCUGGUGUAAGAAGUACAGCACGAAGUUUACUAAAUCGACUCACGAGUUAUGAAACAACAUUAACAGCUAUGAUGUUUCUACAAAUAUUUAAGUUCACUACUGCUCUGUCUGAUUAUUUACAAACAUCUAGUCUUGAUUAUAUACAGGCCUGGCGAAAAAUUGAAGUAACUAUAAAGUCAUUAAAAGAAAAUCAAAGAGAAUUUUCAUCGAUAAGUGCAGCUGCAAAAGAAUUUUCAAUAUUUACAUCCGAAGUUAUAUGGAAACACGAAACAGAAAUUGAUAUUGGGUUAGAAUUACCUCAAAAAAGAAGAAUAAACAUUCCACGACGUUUUGAAGAUAACCCCAACAUUGACCCGGAAAUUGGAGCUUCUCCAGAAAAAAUUUAUGAAAUAAAAACUUUUAGUGUCGUUAUGGAUACUACUAUUGCUUGUUUAGAGAACAGAUUUUCUGGUAGUAAUGAUAUAAAAUACAAGAUAAAUACAGUACAAGAUAAAUCGGACUUUGAAGAUUACAUGCAAAAUGAAAACAUUGAAGAAAAAUGUACAAAUAUAAGAAAAUGUAACUCGUGUUUAUUGUGCGUGACGAACAUAAUUUAUGAGUUUAAUAUGUAUUCUUUGGAAUAUAAAGAACUCUUCGACGUAUACAAAUUUUUGUUGACUAUUCCUUUAACUCAAACAACCUGUGAGAGAUCAUUCUCCAAACUGAAAUUGAUUAAGACGCGAUUGAGAAGCACAUUAACUCAACCAAAUUUAGAGUCAAUAUUCAUCAUGAAUUGCGAACGUGAAAUAGUAGAUGAAAUAACUAAUGACGAAAUAAUAGAUUCCAUGUGUGAGAAAAGUUUAGAAAUGUUUAGAUUAUUAAAAAUUUAACU
Molecule: messenger RNA, 971 nt
Organism: Daktulosphaira vitifoliae (grape phylloxera)
Lineage: Eukaryota; Metazoa; Arthropoda; Insecta; Hemiptera; Phylloxeridae
Exons: 1
Coding region: 1-969 (322 amino acids)
Molecular function (GO): protein dimerization activity
Source: RefSeq, a predicted model, not a curated record